Molecule: messenger RNA, 1884 nt
Organism: Penicillium samsonianum
Lineage: Eukaryota; Fungi; Ascomycota; Eurotiomycetes; Eurotiales; Aspergillaceae
Exons: 3
Coding region: 1-1884 (627 amino acids)
Biological process (GO): potassium ion transmembrane transport
Cellular component (GO): membrane
Molecular function (GO): potassium ion transmembrane transporter activity
Source: RefSeq, a predicted model, not a curated record
AUGAAUAUCACCCACCGUGAUCCGAGGGAGGCUUCGUUGGUUCAGAUGAAACGGUACUUAUCCGGUGACCUGAAGCGCGUAGGUCGGAAGGUGCGCCACCGCUUGGAAACCAGUCAGUUCGCGCGAGGGCUGCUGAAAGUGAUCGGUGUGUUGGCCGUCACUAUGGUGCUAGCUGAUGGCCUGCUCACGCCAGCCCAGUCUGUUCUCGGAGCCGUUCAAGGUAUUGAGGUUGUGCAGCCGAGCAUAUCCAAAGGGACAAUAAUCGGUAUCACUGAUGCCAUUCUCGUCGGGCUGUUUUUUAUUCAGCCGCUGGGAAUCACGAAAUUAUCCUUCGCGUUCUCACCGAUCGUGAUUAUAUGGCUCGGGUUUAAUGCGGCGUUCGGGAUAUAUAACCUCACUAAGUACGAUGCCGGGGUUUUCCAGGCUUUUAAUCCUGGCCUCGCGUUCGAGUUCUUGAUCCGUAACAAGACACACGGAUGGAAGAUGCUAGGUGGUAUAUUGCUCGCCUUCACUGGUGUGGAAGCCCUCUUUGCGGACCUGGGCGCCUUCAGCCGAAGGGCGAUCCAGAUCAGCUGGCUGUGCUACACGUUUCCGUGCCUUUUGUUAGCAUACAUCGGUCAGGCAGCGUAUAUCAGCGUCCACCCAGAGGCGUAUUCGAAUCCCUUUUUCAACGCGGCCCCACCUGGAACCAUCUAUCCAGCCUUGAUCGUCGCAAUGCUGGCUGCAAUUGUUGCCUCGCAGGCCAUCAUUACCGCAACCUUCCAGCUUCUUGCACAAGUCAUGAAACUCUCCUAUUUCCCUCAGAUCAAAGUCAUCCAUACUUCUCGGAUCUUCCACGGGCAGCUUUUCAUUCCGAUCGCGAAUUGGCUGCUGAUGAUUGGAACCAUCUUGAUCGCAUCGAUCUAUAACAACACGACCUCCUUGGGUAAUGCGUAUGGCGUAUGCGUUAUGUUUGUGACAUUUUUCGACACCUGCAUGGUUUCUCUGGCUGCAAUGUUCGUAUGGCGGAUCAGCCCGUACAUUGUCUUUCUCCCGUGGCUCACCAUAGCCUGCCUGGACGGUACAUAUCUCUCUUCUGCGCUGACCAAGGUACCUGAUGGAGCCUGGUUCACGAUCGCGCUCGCUUCAAUCCUCGCCAUGCUGUUUCUUUUGUGGCGAUACGGCAAAGAACAGCAAUGGUUCGCCGAAGCUGAGGACCGCUUUCCCACAUCACAUUUCAUCGUAUCCAGUUCAGAUGGCCAAAUUUUCCUGUCCCAACGAUACGACAACCUUCCAAUCAGCAUCACCCCCGGUCUUGGGAUCUUCUUCGACAAAGCGGGCGAGACGACCCCGAUUGUGUUCAGCCAGUUUGUGCUUAAGCUCACCUCUUUACCUGAGAUGGUUGUGUUCUUCCAUCUCCGCCCCCUCGAGCAACCUUCAAUCGCCCUUGAGAAUCGAUUUACGGUUUCGCGUUUGGCCAUUCCAAACUGUUACCGGCUGGUUGUUCGAUACGGGUAUAAUGACGAGAUCAUCACACCCGACUUGGCGAGCGUGAUAGUCGACCAGGUCCGGAAAUAUCUAACGUUGAGCAGUGCCAGCGUGCCCUUAGAUCGUGAGGAUGAGGAAAUGGAUUCUGUGACCCCUGGAAACCCCACGACGGAAGGCAGUAGAGACGCCCGCGCUUUCCUCAGUUCUGAAAUCACCAAUCUGGAAGCGGCAUAUUCCCACAAAGUGCUCUAUAUUGUAGGAAAGGAAGAGAUGAAAAUCAAGCCCGACGCAGCACUCAUCCGAAAGGCCUUGCUACGCGUUUUUUUGUGGAUCCGGGAUAACACGAGGAACAAGAUGGCCAGCCUCCGGCUGCCAACAGACAAGCUGAUUGAAGUAGGAUUCCUCAAAGAGAUUUGA